ACAUUUAAAGUGGAAAAGAAUAACGUAGCAUAAGCAGCAAGUCGUAAAUAUAUUUCGGCAUCUUUUGUAAAUAUUUUCUGUUCAUGUUCUUACUCUCAGUUUCGUCAUCGAUUUUUUUCUUCGAAAAUUAAAAUUAACGGUUAAGUUCUAAUAAUAAUAAUAUUAUUAUAUGGAAGAGAGAUUUAUAACUAAGCAACUGAUAAUAGAAUUCCUCACAAAGUAAGGAUCACUAGAUAAAAGAGAAAGACUGCAUAAAAAUUGCUACAACAAUGGCAUCUCAAGGAACAAGCAGAGAAUUUGUUGAGAAUUGGAAUAUCACACAGACAUUGGGUGAAGGCGCUUACGGCGAAGUAAAACUUUUAAUAAAUCGAUUAUCCGGUGAGGCUGUAGCAAUGAAAAUGGUUGACUUAAAGAAACAUCCAGACGCAAAAGCAUCAGUAAAGAAGGAAGUGUGCAUACAAAAAAUUCUCUCACACGAAAAUAUUUUAAAAUAUUUUGGCACGAGAACGCAGGGAUCAAUCGAAUAUAUUUUCUUAGAAUAUGCAGCUGGUGGUGAAUUGUUCGAUCGAAUCGAACCCGAUGUUGGCAUGGAAAUAACAGCAGCGCAACGUUACUUUAAUCAAAUUUUAUCGGGUGUCGAAUACCUCCAUUCCCGAGGUGUAGCUCACAGAGACUUGAAGCCUGAAAAUAUUCUACUUGAUGAUGGUGAUAACAUAAAAAUCUCCGAUUUCGGCAUGGCGACCGUGUUUAGAUUGAAAGGCAAAGAAAGAUUAUUGGAUAAAAAAUGUGGAACGUUGCCUUAUGUAGCACCCGAAAUACUUGUUAAGCCUUACAUGGCACAGCCAGCUGAUAUAUGGUCAUGUGGCAUUAUCCUUGUUACGAUGAUGGCAGGAGAACUUCCAUGGGAUCAGCCUUCAUCGGGAUGUAAAGAAUAUUUAGCUUGGAGAUAUAACAAACACAUGUUUAUGACACCUUGGAGUAAACUUGACACUCUGUCGCUUAGCUUCAUCAGAAAAAUUCUCAACCCCAUUCCUGAGAAACGUUUAACGCUUGAAAAUAUCAAACAACAUAAAUGGAUCCAAAAUCCACUUCUGACAACAAAAGUGUCACCACUAGAUAUGACGGAUGGAAUGUCGCCAUUGAACAAACGCCUCAAAUCAAUUCAAGAUCUCAAUUCAAGUUUUGAUGAUAUCAAUGGAAGAUGUUACCAAUCACAACCUGCGCCUUCAGUUUUGUUCUCACAAAAUAAUCAGCAUCAGAUGUCUGUGGAAGCUCGAAACAAUUAUUGCUUUAGUCAACCAGCAAUGCUUGAUGAUUUACUUCUCUGCACACAACAAAAUGCUACUCAGGGAUCGACAUUUGGCAAUCCAUUCCAAAGACUUGUGAAAAGAAUGACAAGAUUUUUCGUUUCUACAAAAUGCGACGAAACUAUUAAACGUUUAACAACGGUGCUAGAUAGACUAGGAUUUACUUGGAAAAUAAAUGAAGACAGUUCGGUUACAAUUUCAACUCUUGAUGGACGAAAACUUCAACUUACUUUUAAAGCUAAUUUCCUCGAAAUGGAUGGAAAAAUACUUUUGGAUUUUAGACUUUCAAAAGGCUGUGGGCUCGACUUCAAACGAAAAUUCGUCAAGAUUAAAAAUUCCAAAGAAAUUGAUGAUGUUGUUCUAAAUAUUCCAGUUAACUUCACUUUGGCAAACUCAGUUUGUUAAUCAUCUCUGACAAUUUCCAUUAUGAAUGAUUAAGAAUUUAGAAACUUUUAAGAAUAAAAAUGUUUUAUAUGAAAAUUUAUGUUUUUAACUUUAUUUGUUUUUAUGCUUUUCAGUUGUUUUUCCAAGUGUC
This is a messenger RNA of Clunio marinus, 1842 nucleotides long. NCBI's taxonomy places the organism in Eukaryota, Metazoa, Arthropoda, Insecta, Diptera, Chironomidae. The record is from the annotation of a GenBank genome assembly.